Messenger RNA from Cyphellophora attinorum, 1053 nucleotides. RefSeq lists its product as uncharacterized. The transcript is spliced from 2 exons. The coding region runs from base 1 to 1053 and encodes 350 amino acids. Gene Ontology annotation, biological process: secondary metabolic process. Gene Ontology annotation, cellular component: cytoplasm; cytosol. Gene Ontology annotation, molecular function: carboxy-lyase activity; hydrolase activity. The record is from RefSeq and is a predicted model, not a curated record. NCBI's taxonomy places the organism in Eukaryota, Fungi, Ascomycota, Eurotiomycetes, Chaetothyriales, Cyphellophoraceae.
AUGGCGAAGAUCGAUGUUCAUGCUCACUUCCUGCCACCGUUUUACAGCGAAGCAUGCCGAGAUUUUGGUCACGCAAAGCCUGAUGGCAUGCCUACUCUUCCGGAGUGGUCUGCGAGCGAGCACUUGGGGUUCAUGCAAGCAAACGGCAUCACAAAGUCGAUCCUCAGUAUCAGCAGUCCUGGAGUGCAUAUCAAGAACACUGAUGAUGCCUUCAAUCGUUCUCUUGCUCGGGACUGCAACGAUUAUGCCAGCGAGCUGUGUUCUCUGUAUCCCGAGAAGUUUGGUUUCUGGGCGAGCCUUCCACUACCUGAUUUGAUGGGUACAAUUGAAGAGAUUGAUCGUGUGGUGAACACGCUCGAUGAUGCUGUUGGGUUUUGUGUCAGUACGAACCACCAUGGAAUCUAUUUGGGCGACUCAGCGUUUGACAAGGUGAUGGAGAAAUUAAAUGCAGUCCAAGCAACGGUCUUUAUCCAUCCGACCAGUCCCUGUAUACGGCACAACCAUACCAAGCUACAGCAGGAUGGCCAAGCAUCCAGCGACUCGGUGCGCUCAACACUGCAUCCUCUUCCGCAGUUCCCUAACCCUAUGCUCGAGUUCAUGUUCGAGACGACGCGUUCGGUAAUCAAUCUCCUACACUCCGGCACUGUCACAGAAUAUCCGGACAUAGUCUUCGUCGUUCCGCACGCCGGAGCAGUUCUGCCUCCUAUUCUGGCACGUUUUUCUGCCUUUUCAGCAGCUGUCUGCCCACCCCAACUGCGUGGAGUGGACCUGAGCAUCGACGCCCUCAAACUGGCCUUACAGAAACGCUUCUACUUUGAUCUAGCCGGAGCGCCAUUCCCUGAUCAACUGGCAGGCUUGCUCAAUGUGGUGCAACCGUACACCUUGCUUUACGGGAGUGAUUAUCCCUUUACGCCCGCGGAGGGCGUUUCGAUCCUCUCCAGACUCAUGGAACGUGGCUUAAGGGACAUGUUCCCAGGCAAUGACGAAGCGAUCGAUGCCAUCCUUUUCGGGAACGCCGAGCGGCUUCUUCAACGGAAGAUGACUGUGCGCUAA